AUGAGGGAGCAAGAGAUUGGGGGGGGGUCUGUACCACAGGUCGCUGGUGGCACCUUAAUUGGGGAGGACGGGCUCAUAGAAUGGCUGGAACGGAAUGAAUGGAAUGGUAUCAAACACAUCAAAAACAUGGUCUGAUAGCAUUAUUAUGAGCCGUCCUCCCCUCACUAGCCUCCUGUGGUCUGUACAAAGGUGGAGAGGGGCAAAGAGAUAGAGAUUGUGGAAAGGGAAGCAGGUUGACGUCUAUUAGGAUGAAUCUUGUCCUGGAGGCAGAGCUGAGUGAUUUCCACUAGAUGGGCCAGGAGUCAAAAUCGGAGGGGGGAGGGCUUUGCUGCCUGCUUGCUUCCCUCCCUUCACUAUUUUUUAUUUUCCAUUAGAUUUAAAUGCUCUAUCUCUCAUGUCCAUCACAGACUUGGAGACUACAAAAGAAAAAGCAGACUGUCUGUAGUUGGCUUAUCUGUUAUGGGGGGGGGGGAUAUGGGGAGGUUCAUGGACAGAGAGAAUUUAGAAAACUGGCCAUCUUUUGGGUGAUGGAAAUGGUGUUCAAUAAUUUAUAGUGAAUUUACACAUCACUGACAGUUUUUUCCCUGCUGCGCGCAAAUAAAUAGGUGUUGCAGGCUCACACGGCACAACACCGUGGAGAGUGUGUGUGUGUGCCUGUCUGUGUGAGUGUGACUGUGUGAGACAAAAUGUGUCUCUGUCUGUGUGUGUUUGCAUUUUUCUGUCUAGCCUGUAUGUGUGUCCAACGUCUUGAAAAAUAACAAAGCCAGACGUUCUUUAGCCUGAGUCCCUCGUCUUGACAGAAACCAACUGCUGUCUGCCAUCCUCCCUACACAUUAAAAACCGAUCACCCUUAAAACCAUACAAAACCAGAGAAACGUCAACAGGCCUGUCGUCAUUAGCAGACCACCUAUAGACGUCAAACCCAAUAGAGGAUAAUAGAUAAUAGUAGAUAGAUAAACAUUGACAAUAAUAGACCCGUCAAUGACUCCACCAGCUUCAAAGACUAUUCAUUAGGCCUAUUUUGGCAUUAUACAAAUAAAGCCACAUUUACAACAAUACAGGAGCAGCUGUAUGAAUAGUCAUUGAUGGAAGUUGGAACGCCCAUCCACAGGUGGAGGUAUAAAGAGUUGACUGACUGUCACUUAGUGCCGCCGCUUUGAAGUUUUACACUAAGGAAACAAAGCAUGACCACAUGACAUACUGUACGUAGGACUAUUUUGACCAUGUAUACGCUAAGAUUUUUUUAAAUUAUUUGCAACAUUCCUAUUAGGUACUUAGUGAUAACAUGGGUGGCGCAGUGGUCUAAGGCACUGCAUCGCAGUGCUAACUGUGCCACUAGAGAUCCUGGUUCGAAUCCAGGCUCUGUCGCAGACGGCCGCGACCGGGAGACUCAUGGGCGGCGCACAAUUGGCCCAGCGUCGUCCAGGGUAGGGGAGGGAAUGGCCGGCAGGGAUGUAGCUCAGUUAAUAGAGCAUGGUGUUUGCAAAGCCUGGGUUGUGGGUUCGAUUCCCACGGGGGGCCAGUAUAAAAAAAUAUGUGUUCACUAACUGUAAGUCGCUCUGAAUAAGAGCGUCUGCUAAAUGACUAAAAUUUAAAUGUAAUGGUAAAUACCCAUCAAUUUAUGAUAGUAAGAGAUAGAUUUUGAUACCUCAAACACUAGAAUUGGGUCUACUUUAAUUCAUGUCAGCAGCAUACCACCCUGCAUCCCACUGUUGGCUUCCCUCUGAAGCUAAGGAGGGUUGGUCCUGGUCGGUCCCUGGAUGGUAGGGCCAGUAGGAGGCACUCUUUCUUCUGGUCAAAAAAUAAUAAUAAUAUCCCAAUGCCCCAGGGCAGUGAUUGGAGACAUUGCCCUGUCUAGGGUGCUGUCUUUUGGAUGGGACGUUAAACGGGGUCACUAAAGAUCCCAUGGCACUUAUUGUAAGAGUAGGGGUGUUAAUCCCGGUGUCCUGGCAAAAUUCCCAUACCAUCAUGGUCACAUAAUCAUCCCCAGCUUCCAAUUGGUUAAUUCAUCCCCCCUUCUCUCCGCUUUAACUAUUGCCCAGGUCGUUGCUGUAAAUGAGAAUGUGUUCUCAGUCAAUUUACCUGUUAAAAAAGAAAUCAAAUAUAAAUGGGUCAAGUCCACUUAUAAGUCAAGCAUUGUAAACUGAAACAAAAAGAUACACAAUGAACUUCGAUUCACUUCCUGACUCGACAUGGAGUUGACCCCAACAUUAACGACUACACACAGAAAAUAGACUGGCUGUGUUUUAUGGAAACAUCUCAAGAUAAAGCUACGAUUCAUUCCGAUUCUCAUUUCAUAAGUAACAACUGUGGUCGUUUGAACCUAGUGGACUCUCUCUCUCUCUCUUUCCCCCCCAUUUGAUUGCGUCAGCUACUCCACCAACCAGAGCCAGUGCUCAUAAAGCAUCUCAGAGUAGGAGUACUGAUCUACAGUAGGCCUAGGAUCAGUUUUGCCUUAAAUGUCAUAAUGAGUAAGAUUACAUGACCUGAUCCUAGAUCUGCGCUCCUGCUGCUUAUUUAAUAGAGACAUUGCACAAUAAACAACAACUCAGUCAAUAUAGAUGUGUGCAGACAUCGGAGAAGCAGAGAAAGGAAUAGUACAGGAGGAGAGAAGAGGAGGGAGGACAAAAAUAAAGUAUGUGAUGGGCACGAAGCAGAUGUGUUGUUCUGUAGGGGUCAUCAACAUGAGUCAUUCAUCUUGGAGGGAGGGAGGGGGAGAGAGAGAGAGAGCUCCAAAAAGACAGGAAGAGCAGUAAUAACGAGCUGACCACACUAAGAGAGGAGCUGCAGGAGGGAAAGAGAACAGAAGACAGGCUGCAGGAGCAGUUAGAGCCCCUCUCUGUGACCUGCCCUCACACAGCAGAGGAGCCCACCCCAACCAGCCAGGCCUGCUGCACGCCUCCCUCCAGCUCACAGAACAGCCUCCCACUAACAGCCACCAGCCCUGACUCUACCCCCUCCAGUCGAGAAGACACACUGGCUGACAUCGUCCUGUUGAUGGACUCAAAUGGGAAGUUUGUUCAGGAGAAUAAACUUUUCCCUCGACACAAAACGAGAAAGGUGUGGUGCCCAACAAUGCAGAGUGCCAUGGAGCUGCUUGAUAAGGCCCAGCUCGGUCGCCAAGCCACAUAAUCAUACACACCUGGCCCACCAUCCCACCCUCCCUCUGGACUGUCUCUAUGACCAUGUUCACCUGUACAGGGUGAACUCUCAAGGACGUCGCUUUAAACCGCAGCCCGAACUCACCACCCAGGAACAGCGGCGCAAUCUCCACCCCCCCCCCGAGAUCACCGAGACAAAACCCCGGAAGAGCACCCUGGACCACCCAACCACGGCCACAGCACCACCAACCUCAACGCCCACCACAGCCAGUGCAACAAAGACACCCCAGCCCAGCUUCAGACCCACCCAGAUGAGGCCUACUGUACCAUCCCCCUCCCCCAGCCCAGCUUCAGACCCACCCAGAUGAGGCGUACUGUACCAUCCCCCUCCCCCAGCCCAGCUUCAGACCCGCCCAGACGAGCCCUACUGUACCAUCCCCCUCCCCUCCACCUGGAGGAUCCACAUCCCGGCAGACAGAGCUAA
Coregonus sp. 'balchen' is the source of this 3585-nucleotide messenger RNA. The record is from the annotation of a GenBank genome assembly. Lineage: Eukaryota; Metazoa; Chordata; Actinopteri; Salmoniformes; Salmonidae.